UAUAAACCGACACCUCUUGCAUAACCAAUACCCCAUCCAGAUUUCUAAUGGCAGCAACUAAAGGUCUUGUGUUUGCUAUGCUUCUUAUUUCUUUUGCUUUUGUGCUCCUUAUGGAAUCAGCCCAAAUGGUUAUCACAACUCAGGUUGAUAGUCCUCUUCCUGACGAGAUAGAUUGUGGGGAAGUUUGUGAUGCGAGAUGCCAAUUAUCAUCGCGGCAAAAGAUCUGCAAGAGGGCAUGUGGAACAUGCUGCGCUCGCUGUCAAUGCGUUCCACCAGGCACUUCAGGCAACUAUGAUGUUUGUCCCUGCUAUGCUAAUAUGACUACACAUGGUGGCAGGCAUAAGUGUCCCUAGGCAAUGUUCUAUAAUGAUGAUGUUACGUCUCAGAUCACACAUAUCCAAAAUAAAGAAUAAUUGAGAUAAUAACUUCGAUUCUAGAAGUAUAUCAACAAGAAUGAAUAAUGUAGAUUUCACUAUUUAUAGAGGGUUGAUGUUCUGAAA
Molecule: messenger RNA, 500 nt
Organism: Cucurbita maxima (winter squash)
Lineage: Eukaryota; Viridiplantae; Streptophyta; Magnoliopsida; Cucurbitales; Cucurbitaceae
Product: snakin-2-like
Exons: 3
Coding region: 48-353 (101 amino acids)
Source: RefSeq, a predicted model, not a curated record